AGUAUGAUGCUGGGCUUUGAGUGAAGCGCACGAAUUUUUUUUCGGACAAAAUUCAAUUCAUUUGCUGCUAUAUCGCGAGUUGAAGUGUGUUUCGGAUGUAGAGUAGAUACUUUCCAGGAGUUGUGUUUCAUUACGUCCGUAUUUAUUGUCGGUUUUAGUUUCUAAGACAUAUAUGUUAUUGGUCAUCAAUUUGGUUUAGUUUUCGAAUACUUUCGUGUAUAAGUGGUUGUCAAUACUGAAUUAUUCAUGCGUCAGUGUAAACUUUUCGUUGAUACAAGUGUUGGAAGAAAUUAUGCAGUGUUCAAUCAAUUAAAGAGAGCAACUUUAUUUUAUGUGCAGAAUUAUUACAACUUUAUCGAUUCGUUCAACGAAUUAGGAUUCCCACAUAUUCUUGGAACUUCCCACAAGUAAUUUAUCUAUGGUCAAAACGGCAAUUGCUGUGUUACAUUAUGUCUGUGAUCAUGCUGUUUUAUAUUUCGCCAUUGUCUCAAGAAAAUGAGAAUAAAUGGGCUAGUGCGACCGACACAUAGAUAAAAACACGUAUGCCCGCUAUUCCAUUACGUGCACAUAAAUUUAUGAAGACUCAACCGAUGAGAAAAGAAUUUGUCCCAUGCUGUAAAUAAAUAAAAAUUGCCACUACCAAAAGGUCGCCACAGAAUUAAUCAACGAAAAGUACAUAAACGGCGGACUGACGUGGAUAUUUUGUAGGAGUACAAUCUGCGUGCAAUUUACUUGGAAGUAAAAGCAACUAAGCAACUUCAAAGGCUGUUCAAUUUGGAAUUUGCCCCCACCAGCUGAAGCAAUCAAUUUAGUGGUUUUGGAUUACAACGAAAUGGAUGUGCCUUUGUGCCUACUGUGAAAUUCUAAUAAACAAAUACACAAACAUUGAUAGUAGGACAGUAUGAAUGCAGCGCCAUUUCAAGAAUGAUGUCAUUAUCAGAGAUAUGCGAACGGCCAAAAUCACCGAAAUUUCACGCAUUGGCAUUCGUUGUGUUUUACAUUACAAUUAUUGAGUGUCGGUUACAGGAUGUGCCUCCUCGUGGCUCUUUGUUCGACCUCACUGUAGACACGAUUGUUUUCGACAAAGAUGCACUUCAAGCAAAUAUUAGCUGGAAAUCGAGUGAUUUACGAGGACGAAAGCUUGAUGUGCGCCUAAAUCCAGUUACGGAUGAACAUUGGUGUACAAACAAAAAGCCAUGUGUAUUAUAUGGAUUAGCAACCAACAUAACCGACAUAUUGUUGCCACGCGAUCCAUUGUUUGAGCUCGAACAUCAUGAAUGUUCCAUUCAGCCGGGUUGCGUGUAUGAUGUUUUGGUCGAAACCACGGAUCGAAUGUUACGACAAACGACCAAAUACAUAGUUCCAGAUUGCGUUGCUGAUGUUUGUUCCUGCAAACAUACACAUUUGCUUCCGGACACAUUUCUCAAUGCAACAAUUGAUUCAAAAAUGUUGAAAAUUUUUUGGCGAGUGAAUGAGAGCUCGGAAAAUGUGUCGUUGAGUAGCAUUUUCAUCAGUGUUGGAAUGCAAAAUAAUCCGUCUCUCCGAUGGGGUGGCCAAACAGUACACCUUGAUGAGAUUCAAUUACCGUUACAAAACACGAGCGACUACACUGAAAGCGAAGAAGGAUAUCAUUUGGUCAAUAUGACCGAUGUAAUGGCAAAUGCAACUGAAUUUCGGCUUUUUGUGCGUGCCCAUGUUAUUGAUAAUAAAGGAUGCCCUGGACGAGAAAGCAAUUUCACGUAUAAAGUUCUAUCACACAAAACCACUGUAGUGUAUGCCAAUAAUAAUUUUGUGAAAAUAUUCCUAAUUUGCUUUUCCAUUGUGGUUGUGCUGUUGAUUAUCGGAUUUGCGUUCACAUAUCGGCACAUGCAACAUUUGUUGCUAACCAAAUCGUUUGUGAAAAAUUGGCGUGGGAUCUACCAAAAUGUGCCGAGUGUUGGAUUCAGGACAAUGAAAUUUGAAGAGAAUUUCUUGUACGGUGAAGAGUUUGAACACUGUGAAAUACCGCAUUCCUCGUUAAAAUUGAGUCAUAACAUUGGAAAAGGUGCAUUUGGUAGCGUUUACCUGGCUGUAGCAAAUAGCAUUGGAACAAAGGAGUGUUCCGGUUUGGUGGCAGUAAAGAAGCUUAAAAAAGACCACAAUGUCGAAGAGAUGGAUGAAUUUAUGUGCGAAAUUGCCAUAAUGAAAAGCAUAUCUCGGCAUCCCAAUGUGGUUGCGCUCAUUGGAUAUUGUACCGUGAAACAACCUUACUACAUGGUGAUGGAAUUUGUUGGAUGUGGCGAUCUACUUAAUUAUUUACGCAAGCUUCGUGAACAGCACGAAGUUCGAGCAGCAGCUGCACUUCGAAUGGCCAAUCAACAGAGACCAAAAACGAGUCAUGUUGCCGACAGUAGUACGAGCAGUACUUUGAAUUUGCUGUCACAGGCGAGCAAUGCAAAUAAAAGUGUCAAAAGCUAUUCUAAUCUAUCAAAAAGCGGUUACAGUGAUAAUACCUCGGCCACAAGUUUAAAUAAUCCAAUAACCGUAACGACACUCAAUAAACUGGAAAUGGAAGUAAAUUACUUGGAAAUAUGCCAUUCAUCGAGUAGCAAUUCGGACGCAUCGUAUGAUACAAAAGCGGAAAGUGUCGCAUCGACCAAACGAAUUUCGGAUGCCGACAAUUAUACAUCAUUCCCAAAUCCGCAAGCAACAUCACUUGAGUGUGUGUUGGACCACAAAGAAUUGCACAGUUUUGCUGUGCAAAUUGCUCGUGGCAUGAAACAUUUGGAAGACAGAGGGAUUAUACACCGUGACUUGGCUGCACGCAAUGUUCUCAUCGACGAAAACAAACAACUGAAAAUCUCUGAUUUUGGUAUGUCUCGCUGCACUAUCUAUGUGACACGACGCACAAAAAAGGUACCGAUAAGAUGGAUGGCAAUUGAGGCACUACGAGAGAAUAUAUACACAAGCAAAAGCGAUGUUUGGAGCUUUGGAGUGGUGCUGUGGGAAAUUGGCACUUUAGGUGCAAUCCCAUACGCACACGUGUGCAAUGAAUUACUGUUAAAACACUUGGCCGAUGGACAUCGUAUGCAACGACCUGAAGUAUGCAGUGAGCAAUUGUAUAAAUUAAUGCGGCAAUGUUGGUCGGAAUGUCCACAUGAUCGUCCGUUUUUCUCGGAAAUUGUUCGGAAAUUGGAAACCACGGAAGGAGAUGAGCAUAUUUAUGUCAAUUUUGAUGACAUCGCACCGAACUACGUGUUCCCACCAACUUCUGUGGCUAAAACGGUUAAAGAGCAUGUGGAAGAGCCCACAUCUUUAGCUUAAAAAAAAACAUGAGAAUUUUGUCAAUAUUAGACAAGCGAUUCUACGUAGAUAAGCAGAAUAUGCAUACUGUGAUAUUUAUCUGAAGCGAUGAAGCAAGCUGUGAACGAUCAAUUGCAGUUGUGGUAUGAUUUUGGAAGAAAGGAGAAUUUUAAGCAAAGGCGAUUAAAGCAAUGUGCAACCUAUUUUUGAACUUUGCGAUUUAGAGAAUAUUUCAUAUUUGAUUAGAAGCGUGUCGUUAGAGCAUUCUAUGAGAUCAGCAUAUAUUUGGGAUUGAAAAAUUCACCACAUUAAUUCGAAAGGCGGUUUAUAGAAAAAAUGAGAGAGCACUUUAAAUUCAAGCUCCACUCGUACAACGAGAUAGCACUUUAGAUUGAAUCUGGGCGUCUCCACCUGCACUUAAAUCCCCGAAAUACUCUUUCAAUUAAUGUUGUACCGAUGUUAGAUAUAAGUACACUACAUUUCAAAUAUGAAACAAACAAGUGUGGACAAUGGGCACAAUUAAAAUCGAAUCUACAAGAUAAGCAUAACCCGAUAAGAAAUUGUUUGUGCAAGAAGAUAAUGGCAUAUAAAUAUUAACAUAAUUGUUUGGAAAAUCAAAUAACGACUGUAAUGUCACUUUUCAAAUAUUGAAUGUUACUUGAUGCAAUUUUCUUCAUAAUUCAAUUUUAUAAUAAAUGGAUAGAAAUGCACUUGAUUCGUAUAAAUUAAGAAUGUGAUUUGAUUUAUUCAAAUCGAAUGGUUUCAAAUUAUUAAUGCAUUUUGAUUACGGGUUAUUUUUCUAUUGCAUUUGCAUUUUUGCCAUUUAAUUUUCACUGAAAGUAUUAAUGUAUUUUUCUACUCAUCUGUCCAUCAAAUGUUCAAAUUUUGAAACUGUGAAUUCGCAAAUGAUUUUGUGGAUCAUUAAAUUUCUGAAUGUCAAUAAAAAAAAUAAAUCAAUUCAAAGUCUAA
Sitodiplosis mosellana (orange wheat blossom midge) is the source of this 4251-nucleotide messenger RNA. RefSeq names its product mast/stem cell growth factor receptor kita-like. The transcript has 17 exons. NCBI's taxonomy places the organism in Eukaryota, Metazoa, Arthropoda, Insecta, Diptera, Cecidomyiidae. Gene Ontology annotation, cellular component: signaling receptor complex. Gene Ontology annotation, molecular function: transmembrane receptor protein tyrosine kinase activity; ATP binding. Gene Ontology annotation, biological process: multicellular organism development; protein phosphorylation; cell surface receptor protein tyrosine kinase signaling pathway. Bases 925 to 3303 code for a protein of 792 amino acids. The record is from RefSeq and is a predicted model, not a curated record.